This is a messenger RNA of Xyrichtys novacula (pearly razorfish), 3515 nucleotides long. The record is from the annotation of a GenBank genome assembly. Lineage: Eukaryota; Metazoa; Chordata; Actinopteri; Labriformes; Labridae.
AAACAGUAGGCGAAGGACACUGGUCCGAGGUCCGAUGCAUAAUGUAAAAUUUUCCCGAGUCAGUUCGUCAUCUGGGUAUUUUUGACAUAUUGCAACGCAUUUGUUUGUGUAUUGCAUACUUCACUUAGGGCAAAUCAGUACGCACUGCUAGUAUAGUAGGAUAAUUCAGAGACGGCUGUUGUUUCAGAUCGGACAUAUUUUGGUAGUGACACCGUCAGCCACCAUGGACGCUGAAUCCCUGCGUGUUUUGGAGCAUCUGACCGAGGUGGAGGAGGCUGCUGAGGAUGUUCUCACAACUAAACAGCAGGUCACAGAAUGUCUAAUCAGUAUUUAAGCACUGUUUGUAAUUCACGGAAGAGAAAUUAAGUUUCACAUUACAAGUGUCUUAGCAUCGAAAGCUAACUAGCCAAAGUGCAGAGCACUAAUCGUUUGUGGUUAAUUGCCCUUAUCUCUAAUCAAAGAACAAAAUUCAGCUUUUAUUUAAAGUUAGAUUGUCCAGUACAGAUUGUCUAAUGCGAAGAAAUUAAUCGUUUUGAUGGCUAAUAGAAGCACCUCGAAAGGAGAAGUUUUCUCCACGUGUUUGCUUAGAUAUUCGCUGUCAGCUUCGAGACCUCAGCUUGUUCAGAUCGUGUGGCUUUGCAGGUGAAUUUGGAACUUUAACACAGUCACGUGUGAUAAAAAAGACGCUGUCUGCGUAUUUCCGGAACUGACAGGUGUUGUGCCGUAGAAUGCAUCCCAUCCACUCAUUAGCUUCUUAAAGUGGAAGAAAAUAAUCUCAUAUAAAAAAAAAACACGAGUAUUGGAUCAUGAAAACAUGUCAAAUGGAGCAGCAAACUUUCGUUCUGUUUGCAAAAUUGCACAUAUAGAGAAGUACUUGGGUAUAUACUGGACAGUAAGCUGUCAAGGUAGAGAACAUUAUAUUGUCGGGACAGCAAAUAUUCCUAAUCAGAGAUCUAUUGUUUUUGGCUUACCUGAAUAGCCUGAAUGAAAUCAUUAAAGGCACACGCUUUUGAAUCCAUCCAAUGGUAAGGAAAACUUGGAUUAUUUCUACUUGUACUUUGUUGUACUUUCAACCGUGCUCCCGGUCUUCCUGUACUGAAACAGAAAAAGGGAAAGUAUCCCUAAUUCAGACAAUGUAAAACUCUGAAAAUAAUUUCCCUUGUCAAUGUUUCAGAUCGUGGACCUGGACUUAAAGAGAAACAGGAACAGAGAGGCCUUAAAUGCUCUAAAAACUGAAAUGUCAAACACAGGUGAGUGAUAUUUGAGGUAGAUCUCAGAGAAGCAGUAUUGUGAUGCAUUUCUGUUGGUAAGAAAAAUCAUACGGACCUUUAAAGACCGGAGUGUGGCCUUGUCAGGUAGUCCUGCCCUCAGUAUUGCCCCAGAGACUUCUAAUGGGGCUGAAGCAACAAAUUCUGAAGCAGCUUAAUGAUCCCAAACCCCACAUUUAAAAUUAUCUGUAUGGACCUGGCUGUUCACAGGACAAUAUGAAGACAAAGAAGGUACAUAUGGACUCUGUUUGUUCUGAUUUGGUAUCAAUAGAGAUUUAAAACCCAAGGAGUCCAUCACGUCAUCUCAGUGUGAAUUCAUUUGACCAAGAGAAAACUUUUGCCUCUGUAACAUACUACAUGUAUUCAAAUAGGCUGUGAAACUCUUUGAAAGUGUGUGCUUAGUAAACUUUAUAAGACAAACUAGGCAUCAUCUUUUCUCAGUGAGUUUACCUAUAUCUUUGAAACCUUAUGUGGUGUGUAACUGUGGGACUCAGAAAUCAAAGUGUUGCUGCUGUCGUAAUUUAUUUCCUACUAAGCAUUUAUGUCAUUUACAGAAAACGUGAAGGUUUGCUUUGGAAACAUUUUCAUCAGAUUUCCCAAUGUGAAGACAAGAGAGAUGAUUCAAAGAGGUAGAAACUUCCAGCUGAUUGUGAUACUAACAUACUGACUUGAUUUUGUACUCUCCACUGACUUUAAAUACAUUUUUUAAAUACGUACUGCUUCUGAAUGUGAGAUCUUUCUGAACUAUUCCCAUCUUUGUCUCAUAUCUGUAGACCAAGAGCAGCUGGACAAGGAGAUUAACGACCUUCGCACUGGGCUGAGAGCAAAAGUCAAUCAUCUCAAUGAGAUCCAAGGUAAGAGAACCACUCCACAGUUCAACAGGCCAAAUUAGGGUGUAACACAUAUUCAAAGGGACAUGUACAUUAAAGCUGAUUUAUUUGCUUUCUUGCCAAAAAUAAGAUGAAAAGAUUGUAUGUGAAACCAAUCAUGGUAGGUCAUUGGCUUUAACUUAAUCAGAAAUACAUUUCAGACGGCACGCAAGGAGAUAGAUAAAAUGAUGUGGUUUCAUUGAGGUUACAGGAAAUAUCUGCUUUAUAGUAGCUCCCCAGUUGUCAUUUGAAGGUUUUCUGUCGAUCAACAAUCAUUCAUCCCAAAGGGGCAGACCAGAUGAAUAAUCCAUGUGGAAUUGAUGUAGUGUUAAAAUUUCUAUGUAGCGUGUUUUCAUCAGGGUUCUGAAUAGAAGUGUUUUCUGUGGUGUUGGCUCAGCUAUUUCUCUAAGUUAGACAAUUAAUCUUGUUUACUAUUUAACUUUUUUUUCUUGGGGCCUGUGAAACAAGUGAAGAAAAACAAGUAGAGAGCAACUGAAAUUUCUGAAAUGCCUUACAAAUAUCUUGUCUUAAAUGACAGACAGAUUCUGAGGGGUUGUUAAAUUCUGACUGAAUCCCAGUGGAUCAGCUUUUCGAAGAGGGAUUGGGAACAAGCCCAGUCUUCAUUCAGUGUGAUAACUAUAGAUGUGGAAGAAUAGACAGGGAGGGAAAACAUUUCAGUAAUUAUUCCCCUGGAAAAUCAAAAAGGGGAAAUCCUUAACACGUUUCUUAGAAAAAGGUUCCUUACUUAAAAAAUGCAGCACAAGAGUAAAUGUUUCAGCUGCUGCUAUUUUGUAAACGACCUUUUUCUGUGAUUAAAGGUGAUCUGUCACUUUAUGAAAUCCUCAGCCUGAAGCGAGCAUAAAGGUGACCACAACGUGUGUUUUUUUUUUUGUUUGUUUGUAGGAAAACCAGAGUUGCGAGGCUACAAUCUUUCCCCUCUGUCUUCUGAUGAACUCAAAUCUGUUAACAGACUUUUAAAGAGAUGACAUCACCUCUCCAAAUCUGAAUCUGAAUCUGUUCAAGGCCACCAGGACAAGAACAACAUGUUGAUAAAAUGCCAAAGACCUCAGUUGCAGCUCCCAAUCGUGCAGCUGGUACUGUGACUCGGCAAACUGGAUGAUCUGAAGUGACUUCUUCAUAACCUGCCAUCAGAGGACUUUUGAAUUUCUUAUCAAACAUUGUUUUGCUGUAGUGCUCCGACAUACAAAAGCCAAGUUAUGAUGAGAAAUGUGUUUUGGAAUUAGGUUGUUCGUCUUCUCACUUGUUCAAGCUACACUGCAUUGUUGUUCUGUAAGUUUACACUUCGGUCUGUCCACUUUCUUACUCCGAAACUGAAAUAAAAGCUGUGAAAUUAAAUCCCACAUUGUGUUAUUCUGAA